AUGCACCCACCCAGCGGGAUCGUGCACACCUCUGGUGUUCAGGGGAACCAUGCAUACUUGCCUUUGGAAGAAAUUCGUGCAGAGGUGUUAAUCGUCGAUGUCUCAGCCAGGGUCAUCUUGACACAGGUCUUCUCUAAUCCAUCCGAUCAUCCAACAAGUCGAGCAGUUUAUUACUUCCCGGUGCCCGCGAAUGCAGCAGUAUGCGGGUUUGAGAUGAGCCUAAGCGAUGGUCGUGUUGUUCGCGCAACGUGCAAGGAGAAGACACAGGCCGAAGAAGAUUUUGAGACUGCCUUGUCGCAGGGAAGACAGGCAGCCAUGCUAGAAUGGGUUUCUGACGAUGUCUUCACUAUUUCAGUGGGCGCUAUUCCCCCGCGUGAUAAUGUCAAGACAAAGUUGACUUUUGUCAUGAAUCUGUUAAAUGAAGACGUGGAUGAAGUUCGCUUCCAGUUACCUACUCAUGUCGGCGAGCGUUAUGGGGAUUUACCUCAACCACUUGUCGGAGCCUCGUCCACUUCAUCAUCCACCCGAGUGCGAAUAAACAUCGACGUUCAGACAAGCGGAACUAUCAGAAGCACCUUCAGCCCUAGUCACGCAGAAUUCAUUUCCAUAACUCCCUAUUCUACCCAUCUCAACCGUCCUUCUCGUCGGCGGUCAACAAUUAAGUUCCGUUCUCGAGAAUACCUUGAUCGAGACUUUGUCCUCAUCAUACAUGCGGAUAAACUCGACAAACCCCGUUGUUUUGCCGAACUUGAAGGCAAUCCCGACCACAAAGCCACACUAGCACUUCAGUUUACCGUCAUCCCUAAAUUCAGUCUCCCUCCCAUUCAAAGUCAGGAAUAUAUCUUUGUCAUAGAUAGAAGUGGAAGCAUGCAGGGGUCUCGAAUUGAACAAGCGAAGCGCACGCUCACCAUGCUUAUUCGAAUGCUACCAACGGAGAGGACAACAUUCAACAUCUUCAGUUUCGGACACGAUGUCGACGGUAUGUGGAACAGAAGUGUACAGUACACUCAAGCAACACUGGACUUGGCAACGAGACAAAUUGAGGAAAUGUCAGCUAACUACGGAGGCACAAAGAUUCAGAAUGCAUUGGAAGCCGCGAUCAACUCGCGGCAUGGCACUGCUCCUGCUGCCGUAUUCGUUUUAACGGACGGCGAGGUAUGGGAUGACCAGGAAAUGGCCAACAGUAUAGUUACAUCUGUUCAGUCUCUUGCCGCGCCAUCGAGUUUAAAAGUCCACGUCCUUGGCAUUGGUAACAGUGUCUCCACACAGAUGUGUCAAGACAUUGCCAGAGCAGGCAAUGGCGUUUGCUUAUUUGCCACGGAAGCCGAGGAUAUUGUGGGCAGCUGUAUCAGGCUGCUUACUGCUGGGAGAACUCCACACGUGCGCGAUGUCUCUAUCGACUGGGGUGUUCCACGAGAAUACCUCGACAAGGCAGCUUCGUCGACCGUAAACUUUUCGUCCAUUUCUCAUCGCACUAUACGCAUAAAACCGCCUCCGGCUCUUCAGCAAGCGCCGACUCAAAUAGAGGGCUCAAUACAUGCAGGAACGAGGAUGGUGAUUUUUGCCAUUUUGACGUUAAGAAACACCACGGUUCCAAAGGAAGUAUCUCUUCGAGGUCGACUUGAUGGUUCUACUCGACCGUUCGAACUCGUCAUCCCCAUACGCGGUGUACAGUUAAGGGAUUCCGAACCAGGAUUACCCAUGAUUCACGUUUUAGCGGCGUCUCGUCUGAUAGACGAACAUGACAAGAAUCGUGCCCCUUUACCUUUACCAGUCGACCUGAAUCCAAUGCCUCCCGACCAGAGACAACUGCGUAAGGCUGCCAUUGUCAGAUUAGGGGAGCGAUAUCAACUAGCGAGUCGAUAUACAUCCUUUGUUGCUGUCGACGAAGGGCAAAAUGACGGCCAGCGGUCACGGUCACGUUUCGACUUUGGUAAUUGGGAUCAUGAUCGUAGUGAAGCACCAGAACUUGGUUUUCACGAAAACGUGCAACCUGUACAUGAAACUCCGAUGUCAUCCCCCCUCUCUGACACUUGGAUAGAUGUAGGUCAGGAUGCACCGUCGCCCGUGUCUGAAUCUGCGGCCGUUCCAGGUGCUUGGCUAAAAAGACGUUCCCGUUCUUCUUUUUCAACGAACUCGGGUGUAGACGAAGGAUACGAGACUGACAAGACGUUCACCACCUUGAGUUCCCUUGAAUCAUGUUCUUCACAAUGGUCCGGAUGGACGACCGAUGAUGACGAACCCGCACUCCCACUAUCGGAGGAAGACGCCCGUAUCCGACGCUGUCCCUCACCUCUACUCGUUCCCCUAAGACUAGCACCUGAAAGCGCUCGACAGAGGUUAGCUCAGCAACAGCCACAGCUUUCUCAACCUGUCCCACAAAACCUUGCUCGCCAGCCGAUUGGCCGCGAGAUCUUCGACGUUGCAACUUUACAACUGUGCGAUGGAUCAUACCCAUUGAACGAUAAACUUCGCUCUAUAGUCGGAAGUGCAGCCGCUGACGAACAUUCCCGGAUAAUACCCCCUGUGCCCCCAACAGCCUGGGCCACGGCACUGGCUGUGGCGUUCAUAACCAAACACCUUCUGCAUCGCAAGGAGUUGUCCAACGAUAUAACAUUGAAAUCGCGCAAGUUCCUCGAGACGAUCUUGGGAGGUGAAGAGUUGAUCAGAAGGGCAAGAAGUCUAGUUGUAUGA
Messenger RNA from Marasmius oreades (fairy-ring Marasmius), 2694 nucleotides. RefSeq lists its product as uncharacterized. The transcript has 6 exons. Lineage: Eukaryota; Fungi; Basidiomycota; Agaricomycetes; Agaricales; Marasmiaceae. The coding region runs from base 1 to 2694 and encodes 897 amino acids. The record is from RefSeq and is a predicted model, not a curated record.